Molecule: messenger RNA, 2094 nt
Organism: Aspergillus steynii IBT 23096
Lineage: Eukaryota; Fungi; Ascomycota; Eurotiomycetes; Eurotiales; Aspergillaceae
Exons: 4
Coding region: 1-2094 (697 amino acids)
Biological process (GO): regulation of transcription by RNA polymerase II
Cellular component (GO): nucleus
Molecular function (GO): RNA polymerase II cis-regulatory region sequence-specific DNA binding; DNA-binding transcription activator activity, RNA polymerase II-specific
Source: RefSeq, a predicted model, not a curated record
AUGUUUCGCAAAAGAAGUGGCCAGAAACCGGAUGAAGUGUUAAUUAGGGAUUUCCAGAACAAAUUCGGUGAUGUUGCCACCACUCCAUAUAACCCUCAGACGGGGAUUCAACCCGAGCAGAUCCUCCCGCCCAAUCCCAACGUGCCAGCCCUGCCCACAUUCGAUCCCAACCCGACCCUGUUCCCUCACAACCCCGCCUUUGUGUCCUCACCGUUAAGUCGGCAGGGCUGUUCUUGCACCGUGUUCAAGAGUCGUAUGUGUGCAGUGCUUCAUAGCCCUGCGGGCGACUUACACACUCCGAUGCACGAGUGCGAUUCUGCCCUUGGGCCAACAUCGCCCUGGGGCCCAGCGUUUGAUGGGCAGCAAAGUGGCCAUGCCGCCUUCCACACAAACGAUGCAUACCAGCUCGAAUAUUUCCGCCGCCCUACGUUCCCUUGGAGAAGCUCAAAUCCAUUUUUUCAACCGCCCACUCACCCACCCAGAUCAUUCAUGCUGAAUGGCCCCAACCCCGACCUCGACCCUCUGGAGCCCCUCCAAGAGACCCCUUUCACAGAAGCCAAACACUCGGCACUGCAUACCCAGUCCUCGCCAUUUCGGUAUCAGGUGAUCUUACACACACCGACGGCCACCUACAACAAGGAGUGCGAAAUUCCCGUCACCUAUUUGAACCGGCGCCAGGCGUACAAAAUCUCGGUCGUCGACACCAUACCACCUAUAACUUCGUCUCCCACGGUCCGGUAUCGAACGCACAUCCGGAUAUGUUUUGAUGACGAUAAGCAACGUGCUGACCCUUUGAUGGCCUGGAAGCUCUGGGUGGAUGGCCGCGGACUAGCGGAGGCUCGCGAGACAGGCGGCAACCUUGCGGCCGUAGAGUUCGUCGAUACCAAGCCGAACUCUGUAGACGCUGCUGAGACUUUCAUUGAAUUAGAGAGCUCCACGGUCGACGGUUUUUGCGUUGCGUGGACCAGUGAUCCGCAGUCAGGUCGAUUAGGCUGCGAGAUGCACGUCGUCUUCAACUUUCUGUCCACCGACUUCAGCCUAUCCAAGGGAGUCAAAGGCGCGCCUGUCCGUCUAUGUGCCAAGACGGAAGUGGUCUCCUCAGAACCAGGUCUCCAAAACCAGUCAUCCUCCGUGUCAGAGAUUUCUUGCUGCAAAGUGAAGUUGUUCCGAGACCACGGGUCCGAAAGGAAGAUAACGAAUGAUAUCACCCAGCUUAAGAAAGCCAUUCAGCGAGUCGAGGAGUCAAUCGCCUACUCUCCGACCGACGGCCGGAGUACCAGUAAGCGGAAACGUGGAAAGCUUCCUCUGGUCGCUCGGGGCUCUGAAUCUAGCGUACAGCAGCUCGCCCCGACAGAUCUACACAAUACGCAAGGGCCUCCAGGGACAGAUACUCUGGCCGUUGAUGAAGAUCCUCACAAAGUAUUGUUUGUUCUCCGGGCGAUGCUUUCGUCUUCCGAGCCAUACAGCCUGCUAUCGCUGCCAUGCGACGAGCGUGACGACCCUGAUCGGUUUCCUCUCUUAUUUCCGAAUCCACUUUCAAACCCUCUGCCAACAGAGCGCUCUCUUGUCGGCACGAGUUUUUCAUCGGAGCUAGGCACGGAUGGUCAGUGGGGAGAGGUACUACAGCAGAGUGCAGAGAAGAAACCUCAAGCUUCUGGUGGUACCCAUACUCAUCUCAUGACACCUUGGGCGGCCACUUCGAUCAUUCCAGACACCGGCAAACCCAGUGCUGUCAACCGACCAUUAACGACGCUCAAUAUACCAAUGCGUAGCCGUGUAGGCAACCAUCAACGCGCUGUUGCCUGCUUUUACGUUAUCCGACGAACCGACGGUCAGCACGAGGCCUACCACCAUGCCGUAUACCUAGUACGACGCACCCUGUCGGAAUUCAUCAAACAACUCUCUUCGAUUAAGAAUAUCCCGCCAGAAAGUAUCAUCCGGGUGGUUCACGUCAAUGCAGCGGGCCUGCGCAUCCUGGUCGAUGACAAUGUUGUCCGAGAAACGCCCGAAGGCCAGGAUAUGGUGGCGGAAUUUUUGCCGGGAGACGAUACCACAGCCCCGGCGUCGAAAUGGCAAGUCAACCUAUUUUAUUAA